AUGGCAGCUACUCUCUGUCAGGUGAUGGGCUUCCUCCUGAGUUUGUUAGGGGUGGCGGGAAUAAUUGCAGCGACAGGAAUGGACCAGUGGGCGACGGAAGACCUCUUUGACAACCCUGUGACGGCCGUGUACUCGUAUUCGGGCCUGUGGAGGUCAUGUGUCCGCCAGAGCUCAGGCUUCACGGAGUGCCGACCUUAUUUCACCAUUCUGGGACUGCCAGCUCUGCUCCAGGCCGUGCGGGCCCUGAUGAUUGUUGGCAUCAUUCUCGGAGCCAUCGGUUGCCUGAUCACCAUAUUUGCACUGAAAUGCUUGAAAAUGGGGAACAUGGAGGACAACAUCAAAGCCACAAUGACUCUGACAGCUGGGAUCAUGUUGCUUAUUGCAGGUGUGUGUGGCAUCGCUGGAGUGUCGGCCUUCGCUAACUUGAUUGUGCAAAGUUUUCGGUUCACAACGUUCAGUGAGGGGUUCAGCUCGUUUGGAGGAGGAGGGGGGAUCGGUGGACUCUCAGGAAAUCUGACUCCAAGGUACACUUUUGGGCCCGCUCUAUUCGUGGGCUGGAUCGGUGGAGCUAUCUUGUUCAUUGGAGGGAUCAUGUUGUGUCUGGCCUGCCGUGGAAUGACUUCAGAUGGAAAGCAACGGUACGAUGCAAUGGCCUACAAAGCUGCCUCUCAACACACUAUCUACAAGCCUGACACCAGACCCCGUCCAGCCUACAAUGACUCCUACAAAGCCCACACCGAGGACGGACGGCAGUCCAACCAGAGAUUUGACUAUGUGUAGAAUCCUUUCACUCCUAUAGAUACCUCUCUGUCAUAUUCUGCUGCUGUGUGAUGAUGUUUUUCUCUUGUUUUGACCCACACUAAUGGGAAGAGUGGUUAUUUUCUGAUUUCUCUUUACAUUCAUUUGGCUGAACUGCUACACAUUCAAGGUAUUUUUUUUACUUUUUAUUUUUUAAAACAUCAUAUAAU
Centropristis striata (black sea bass) is the source of this 968-nucleotide messenger RNA. Its product is annotated as claudin-18-like. The record is from RefSeq and is a predicted model, not a curated record. The transcript is spliced from 5 exons. NCBI's taxonomy places the organism in Eukaryota, Metazoa, Chordata, Actinopteri, Perciformes, Serranidae. The coding region runs from base 1 to 780 and encodes 259 amino acids. Gene Ontology annotation, biological process: bicellular tight junction assembly; cell adhesion. Gene Ontology annotation, cellular component: bicellular tight junction; plasma membrane. Gene Ontology annotation, molecular function: structural molecule activity.